Gryllus bimaculatus (two-spotted cricket) is the source of this 3147-nucleotide messenger RNA. The record is from the annotation of a GenBank genome assembly. Lineage: Eukaryota; Metazoa; Arthropoda; Insecta; Orthoptera; Gryllidae.
CGAGGUUCGGGCAAGUUCGGAGCAGCAGGGGACGCGUAACAUUUUUGCCGAAGGGAAGGAUCAGGGGAGAUGAGGCAGAGAGGGGAAGUGGUGCUGUGAACUUGCGAUGCUUGUUGUGGAGUGGGGAAGGGUGGUUAAGGACGAGGCCAAAUCUACGGAAAAGACUUCCUUCUCGCGCGAUUGGUGCUGACAUAUUUUGAUUUAGGCGAAGGUAAACAGGCAGAACGUUUCUGAUCAGAAACGUUACGAAGCUUUGAGAAUAUGGUGUUCAGAGGUGAAAUAAUACUUGAAUUCCGCAGCAGGUAAAACGCUAGCGCGAAGAUUAACAGCACAAUUACUAUUCGAGAUGGAGUGAAAUCACUGACAACUGGUUUCACUUGACCGACAAAUGGCAAACAUGUGGAAAUAUAUAACGAGAAAUGUUAGAGAAACAUUUGAGCGACGAAUAUGUAGUUCGUUGACGGAUUCAUCUGGACAAGAUAAAAAUUCGACAUGCAAAUUUCGAGAAAAGUUUUUACCGACGGUUAACACUUUUUGCGAUAAACGAAACGUUUCUGGAAAUAAAUAUACCUCUGCAGCUUCAGGUGAAAAACGAGAGGAAAGAAGUCAUGAACGUUCAUGGAAUGAUACGUACGUUAGAAAUACCUGGCUUGGAGCUGUGGGUUGGAGCACUGCCAUAGUUUUGAGUUGGAACUUACUACAGCCUUUAUGCAGACUGCAUUAUUCACAUACAAAUAACAAAGAACGACAAUGUCCAUUGAGUAGACAUGCAUCAUUCUCCACACGUUGGGGAGGACCCAAAGGAUGGCACUGGAAACGAGAAAUUAGUUCUCAGAACAAUCCAUCUCGUUUUCAUUUUGUCUGCCCUCGUUCUAAGAAAUCUCGUGACCAACUUGAUGGUGUAUGGGAUUCAGGACGGCACUCUUAUUCGGGUGGACACAAAACUUCUAAUCGACAGGAUGAUGAUUGGGAUUCAGGACAUCAUUCACUGGACCAUGAAAGGCACCACAGUGCAAAUGCAGAUGCUGUUCCAUUAAGAGCACAUUACGAUUCUAAUUAUUCAGGAUUUUGGAAACUUCUCACUCAGACAGUUUGGGCCCAACCUGCUUGUAUUUUGCCUAAGUCAGCAAAACUUGAAAUUGAUUAUGCUCCUAAAAAUGAAGUGGCAAGCACAAGCUAUGGUCCACCUACAGCGGAACAGGCACUUGAUGAUGCAGCUGCAAAAUUUGUUGAAGCUCAAAACUCUUUAAUGGGAGAUAUGGACAAUCGACUUGGUGUGGAAUUGAUGCAAAAAGGGAAACAUCAUGAAGCAGUAGCUCGCUUCACUAGAGCCAGCGAUUUCAACAAUGCUUCUGCUUCUUACAAUUUGGGAGUCUGUUAUGAAAUGGGGCUAGGAACAGUUCAAGAUUUCAAGAAAGCUGCCAAAUACUACCAGGCUGCAUCUGAUAAAGGUCAUCCGACUGCAAUGUACAAUUUGGGUGUUUUUUACGUGCAUGGAUGGGGAGGUCUUUCAAGUGAUACUGAUGAAGCUCAUAAGCUCUUUGAGAAAGCAUCUGCCCUGGGUCAGAGUGAAGCAAUAAAGGCUUUGAAUAUGGUAAAAGAAAAAGAACCUCCUCCACUACCUUCUGUAAUAACAGAAGAAAAUUCUAAAGAUCUUGUUCAGCAAGCAUUGGAAUUGGUGCAAGACUUGGGAUUAGGAUUUCGAGGAGUUCCACAAGUAGAAUGUGUUGUGAAUCCAACUGAUCAUAAGGAUAUUUCAGACAUGGUGCAGGAUUCCAUUGUGAAAUAUACAUCCAUGUUACAAAAGUGAUUCUUGAAAUGUGGUUUCUUUUAUUUUUGUGUUUCAACAGUAUUCAUAAGAAAGAUAAUUUGAAAAUCAUUUUAUAUUGUUAUUUAGCACAUUUUUCUUGGUGCAAGUGUGUGUUUGUAAUGAAUUGUGAUCGUCACUCUUCCAGUAACUAAGUUGAACUUUUUUUAGUGCUGUCUAUUUCUUCCUUGUGACUGUCUUCUAGAUUUUGAAUGUAGUUUAUACUUUUUUUUACAAAGAUAGACUGAAUAUGUGUAAUGACUAGUAUGUUUGUUCCUUAAAGAAAAUGUAAUUGUAUUACAAAUAUAAAGUUUAGGAAUGAAUUGUAAGUCAUUGUAAUAACUGAGAUUUUAUUGAAGCGCAACAUGCUACUGGAAUAUACAUCUAUGAAUUGUAAACAGUGCUGUGCCAUAAAUAAAGCAAUUGUUUUUUUAAUAAAAUUUCAAUUAUUUGCAUUGAGUCUUACUAAACCAAACCUUUUGAAAUAUUGCAUUAGCCCUUACUUGCCCAAAUAUAUUCGGUGUUCAAAAUCGUAAAAGGACAUGGAUGUCACUAGAAUUUUUGCAGGAUAAUCUGUAAUAAAUUACAGGUUAAUUGUAAUAAAUAUUGGAAUGUUUUGGUUGUUUAAAAUUGCUUUGGAAAAAGUGGUAUUGCUACAAUUUUCUUUGUUUGUUUGGCGUCACCUGAAACCUUCAUUUACAUUUUAACAUGCUUUAGGUAAGUGGAUUAAUUUGAAUUAAAUUAAUUUAUUCUCCAUGAUAUAUACGAUCACUUGUCACAGAUUAUUUUUGAAGUAGAGAACAUAGUACAACUUGGUAAUUUAAACUCUUAAAUUGUUGCUCAGCCAAGUGGGAAAUAUUUUGUUAAUAAAAUGCAUAAUUAAUGGUUGGGGGCAAAUUUACGUUAACAAAAAUUAAUCUGCUGAAAUGAUUUUAAUUCUUUGUAAUUGGUCAUGUUCUUUGUCAUUUCAUGUUGCCAUAGUGCCAUUUCUAUUGAAAUGCGAGUUGGAGAAUUUUAGUUUUUGCAGAUUAAUUUUGAAUUUUUUAGUGUCUUGCCAUAUUAUAAAACUGAGUGUCUAUUUUGUUGCUAAAUGUAGUGAAUUAUUUUAACACCUUGUGCAGUCAUAAUACACAAUUUUGGGUCCUUGAUGCCUAAAAAUUGGUUGAUGGCAUAACUGUUCAAAUUAUUUUCUCCAAAAUUGAUAUUCUCAGAUCAAUCUGGCUAAACUUGAGACCCUUUGAAUUUGAAAUUGUUGUGAUACUUGGGGAUACUUUAUGUAAAGCCUUAACAUUUCAAAAUUUUCUCAAAAAUGGCUCCCCAAUUUGUUGAUUAAAUUUUUU